This is a messenger RNA of Plasmodium gallinaceum, 3642 nucleotides long. Its product is annotated as U3 snoRNA-associated small subunit rRNA processing, putative. Lineage: Eukaryota; Apicomplexa; Aconoidasida; Haemosporida; Plasmodiidae. Gene Ontology annotation, cellular component: Pwp2p-containing subcomplex of 90S preribosome; small-subunit processome. Gene Ontology annotation, biological process: rRNA processing. The transcript has 4 exons. Bases 1 to 3642 code for a protein of 1213 amino acids. The record is from RefSeq and is a predicted model, not a curated record. Gene Ontology annotation, molecular function: protein binding.
AUGGGAGUAGAAAAAAAUAUUUGUAUGCCUUUAAAGCUUGAUGAUGUUUUUCAUGAGGAAAAAACUAAAAGUGGAGAUUAUAAUGAUAAAAAUUUAGAUAUAAUAGAAAAGGAAAAAAAUAAAAAAAACUAUAAAAAUAUAUUGAACAAAUAUAAAAUAACUGAAUGUAAUAAAAGUGAAAUUAAAGAAAUACAAAAGAAAAAAAAAUAUAAUGAAAACAUGAAUAAAGAAGAAAACAAAAAUUUAAAUGAUAGUGAACCAAAAAUAGAGAAUAAAACUGAUAAUGAUAAUGAUAAUAAUGACCUUAAAAAAAACAUAGAAAAAAGUAAUGAGCAAAUUUCAAUAGAGAUAAAUGAAAUUAAGAAAAGAAAAUCACAUAAAGAAAGUAAUUUAUUAAUAGCUAAUGGAACAACUGGUUUAGUUGUACAUAAUGGAAUAAUGUGUUUAUCUAUGAAAGGAAUUCAACCAUUUAUCAUAACAAGUGUUAAAAAAUCAUAUUGCGUUUAUGAUCCACACAAAUUAAGAAAGGCAUAUACAUCUGAAUAUUUUGCAGAAGAUAUUAAAAAUUUAUACUGUACCAAUGAUUAUGUUUAUGUAAUUUUUAAUAAGAAAGUAUAUAAAAUUAAUGAAUAUGGUAAAAAAAAAAUUUUUUAUAAUUAUCAUAAGUAUAAUAUUAUUAAUAUUUUAAUUGUUUCUGAUUAUUUAUUGACAUAUAGUAAAAAAGAAAUAAUUAUAUGGAAUGAUGGAUAUAUUGAAGAUGAAUCUCAUAUAAGUUAUUCAAGUGAUGAAUUAUCAAAUACAAAUGAAGAUCAAAAAGAAAAAGAAAAUGAGGAUAAUAUUUCUGAUAAUUUAAAUGAUGAUAAUUAUCAUAGUAGUGACGAUGAUGAUGCAUAUAGUCAAAACGAAAAAGAUAAUGAAAAUAUAGAUUGUGAAGAUGAAGUAAAAAAAUUAAAAAAAAAUAAAUCUUAUAUGAAAAAUAAUGAAAAAUGCUAUAGAGAUAUUUUGGUUAAAUCUAUCGAAUUAUUUGAUAAUAAUUCAGAAACUGAAAUAAGAAGUGUUAUUCAUCCAAUUGGAUAUAUAAAUAAAGUUAUUAUAUGGACUAACGAAAAUAAAUUAUAUUUAUAUAAUAUUAAUAAGGAAAAGAUAAUUUACGAAUACAAUUCAAUAAAUAAACUAAAUUUAAGGGAACAAAGAGAGAUAAAAAUAUUAUCAAAAACAUUAAAAAACGAAGAAAUUUGUUUAAUUACAUCUGACAAUGAAUUAUAUAUAAUUAACAUUGAAAAAGAUGAGAUAGUAUAUUCUAAAAAUAUAUAUAUGGAUAAUGAUUUCAUAAGUUGUGUAAAUUUUUAUAAUUAUAAAUAUAAUGAUGAAAUAAAUUUAGCUAUUUUAAUAGGUACGGAAAAUGGAAAAAUAGUAAUGAUUAAUUCAAAAAAUAGUCAAUAUUUUAUUAAAAGAGAUGUACACGAUUAUAUAAAAAAUAUUUUAAUAUCUCCACAAGGUUAUAUAUAUACAAGUGGAUAUGAUAAUAAAAUUAAUUUGUUAAACUUAAAUAAAAGUUCAUUUACAUUAGAAAUUGUGAAAAAGAGGAAUAGUUGUAUAGGAAUUAUUAAUAAUAUCAAAUAUUUAGAUGAUGAGAAUUAUAAAUUAAUAGUUUCAGCAAAUAUGCCAAAUGAAAAUGAAGGAAAUUUAUUUAUUAUAAGUCCACAUAAUCCUGAACAAAAUAAGGAUUUUUCAUGGAAUAAAAAAAUAAAUAUAUUAAAUAAAAAAAUAGUUGAUUUUGAUAUAAAUAUAAAUAGACAUUAUGACUGGAAUAAUAUAUUAAUAUGUUUAGAAAAUUCAGAUCGCGUGUAUUUAGCAUCAUCAUAUAAAAAAACUAUAUCAAAUGAAUACUUGUUAUUACCAUUUGAUAUAAUGAAUAAAGAAGAAAAGGAAAUAAGAGAAGAUAUGAUUAAAAAAGAAAAUGAAAAAAAUAAUAUAGAAGAAGUUGAUGCUUCUAAAAAUGAAGAAUAUAAGAUAUACGAUGAUUAUAAGACCUAUGAAAAUUAUCAUAUAAAAAAAAAAAUAUAUGCAACAAGUAUAUUAAUAUCUACAUGUGGUCAUAUAGGUAUUGUUGGUUACAGUAAUGGGGAAAUACAUUCAUUCAACAUUCAAUCAAAAACAUAUAGGAUUGAAUAUAAAUUAAAUAAAUAUUCAUUAAAAUCAAAAGCACAUACAGAUGGUGAAAUAUUAAAGUUAUAUUUAUAUGGAGUUAAUUACUUUGUAUCAGCUUCAAAUUCAAAAGAAGAUACGUCUUUAAGAGUAUGGAAUAUUUAUACAGGUGAUUUAAUAUAUUCCUAUAAUGUUAAGAGUGCAUAUAAUAAUAUGAUUGAAAAUAUAAGUAUUGUCUCAUUUUUUCAUCAUAAUAUACUUACAGCCGUUUGUUUAUCAAACAAUCAUACCUUAAUUUUAGAUAUUGAACAGAAAUGCAUCACUAGAAAAUUCCAUUUUUCAUUUUCAAUUACAAAUAUUAUAUUUAGUAAAGAUAAUAGACUAAUUUUUUUUGCAUUUAAUAAUAGUACUUUACUUAUAUAUGAAAUUAUAUCUCAUACUUUUAUUGAUUAUUUGUUAUUCAAAAAUGAUGUUAUUUCCAUGAUUUAUAAUGAUAUUUAUUUAUAUACUUCCCAUAAACAUAGUCACAAUUUUGUUUAUAGUUUUACUAAUAAAAAUUUAUUUAACAAUUGUAACUACUUGCUUAAUGAUUACAAAUUAUUUAAUGCAAUACCAAUUGAAGAAUGCUCCAAUUCAGAAGAUGAGCCACAUUACAAUAAUGUUAAUAUAAAAGAAUUAAUUAACAUGAAUAAUGAUACUAAUAACACGAAUGACACAUUAUUUUUAAAUGAAAAAGGAGAUAACAACUUUUUAAAUGAAAAUGAAAAAACUGAUUAUAAAGAUUUAGUUAAAUCCUAUACAUCUAGAGAAAACCAAAUUAACAGAAAUUUACUAACUAUGUCAGGUUUUAAUAUAUCAAAAAUAGCUUAUUUAAUAUUUUUAGAUAAAAUAAAAGAGAAUUGUAGAGUGGAAGAAAACAUUAAAAAAAAUGAAGAAAUUCCUUUUUUUCUUAGUGCUAAAUUAAAUACAAAUAUAGAAUAUAAUGAUAAUGAUGAAAAAAAAUUUUUAGAAAAUAUUACUAAUAAUAAUAUUGAAGAUAACGAAGAAAAAAAAGAAGUAAAUAAUAAACAAGUUAUAAAAAGUAAACAUAUGACUAAGAGUAAUAGUAUUAAAGUCCAUUCCUCAAAAUUGCAAGAAAUUUUAGCGAAGAAUGAAGAUUCUUAUAUUAAGGUUCUGAAAUACUUAAAAAGUUUAUCUCCAUCAGGAGUACAUUAUAAUAUAUUAUGCUUAAGCACAUUAGAAGAGUUGGAAAAUAUGAUGAAUUUUUUUAUUUAUCAUGUUAAGUCAAAUGACAAUAUAGAUUUAAUUCAAGCAUACAUAUUAAUUUUUUUAAAGGUACACGGUAAAAAAUUAAUGAAAACAAAAAAACAAACUCUAAAAAAUACUAUAAGUGCUUUACUUCAGGAAACACAAAACAGUUGGUCAAAUAUUAAUUUUUUAUUUGAAAAUAUUAUUUUUUUUAUUAAGUUUUUAACAAAUAUACAAUUAGAAUAA